Mesorhabditis belari is the source of this 2250-nucleotide messenger RNA. The record is from the annotation of a GenBank genome assembly. NCBI's taxonomy places the organism in Eukaryota, Metazoa, Nematoda, Chromadorea, Rhabditida, Rhabditidae.
AUGUUCAAGUGUUUCCUUUUUGGAACAGUCUUCCGCACAGCAUUGGCUUUUUUAGCUCAUUUCAACUGGUUGGCUGCAUUCAAGAUCAAAUGUGUUUAUGUUAUUUAUUGGAAAUCGUUUGAUUUAUUUUGGUUUUGGAUGCAUUUAUUUCUAUGUAGCUGUUUCCGGGCGUUACGUAGAGAAAACUAUAAAGUUAUUUGGUGGAAUUUGAUGACAAAACGAUGCACAACACAUAAAGCAUACAGUAUUAAGGAAAUCUACAUGAUGAUUUAUGGACAAGGGAGCGCCACACAAUCGGAAGUUGAAUUAGAGAGGAUCGAUAAUGCGGAAAAGAAAGAACUGAAAGAUCGAGCCUUCCGAAGGAGUAUGAGAUCACAAAGAAGAGAGAAAGCAACAAAAGCAAUCACCGCUGGAUCGCGAAAAUUUGAAGAAGUUUCCAGUGAUUCGAGUACUGAUGAAGAAGUUGAGGCACUCAUUAAAAGUGGUUUGGAUAAAAAGAAGGGCUGGAAAGCGGCAAACAUUCGACAAACGAUACAGACAAAAUAUCGGGAUUUGCGAUCGAAAGCCGAAGAAGCACUUUUACCGAAGAAAGAGGAAGGAGACGAGGCUGGCACAUUGAAGGGUAAAAAAUGGGAACUUGUCAAAGGAAUCGUGGAGAAAGUGACAAGUCCGAAAGUGGAGAGACGGAUCGAGAUUCGAACGAUUGAGAUUGAAGAGGAAGAAGAUGAUCACAUCUAUCCACUUUACCCAGAUUACUCUAAUAUUUUUGAUGUAAAUGAUCAAAAGAAUGCGAGAAAAAGAGAGCGGAAAGAUGUGCGAGUGUUGAGGAAAAGAGUGAGAGAUCGAGUGAGAAAAGAAUUAGAAGAGAAAGCUGAAGAUGAGAGGAGACGAAAGCUUCUAACCGACGCGAUCGAUCUCCUCUUGAACAUGUUGAGAAUGGUGACGAUGUUUGCUCUUGUUACAUGGAAUAUCAGGAAACACAAUCCAUUGGCAUCAUUUAAACAUUUGGAAAUUGAUUUCGAUCCUGAAGUGACUGAUCAAGACAUUCGUGAUCUCCAAAUGGGCUACGUUAACCCGCAAUGGGUGCUGGCUCUCAGUGUCACUGUGUUUCUCGACGUUUUUAUGUCAUUCCUCCAAUUCAUGAUCGCCUAUUACCAACAAUUUCAAUUGUUGAAGAGGAUGGGAUUUUGGUGGUCUUUCUUGUGGACAGCGAUUUUGGUUAUUGUUUCCCUUUUUGGAAUGGUUUUACCGAUGGUUUAUCUCUUGGGAAGUCUCGAUCUAUCGUGGUGUCGAAUUAUGCCGAAUACUGAUUUAGCCUGUUGGAUGCCGCCACAUUGGGUGGAUUUCCCCUUGAGGAUAAGAGGAUCCAAUGCAAUUGGUGGAUGGCUUUGGAGGGUGGAGGACAUCGGAGUCCGGAUGGAUAUUCCGAUUUUGCUGAUCAUUCCCUACAAGCUGAACCAGCUCAAACACAUCGAUAUAUACAUGGACAAAGAGCUGAACACACAGCUAGAUCUGAUAGAUAUUGACUUCAUUACUUCAUUGAUCAUUGAUCGCGUAAGAAAAGAAGCAAUCGUCGAAGAACUCGGCGCCUGGAUGGAAGACAUGAACAUGGAAAGCGAUGAUGAAAUCGAACUGUCUAAUGCCGAAUAUGCUUACCAUGUCACUGACCAAUCAUCGCAGGAACCAAUUCCUCGAUGGGACGAACUUCAAAUGAAUGAUGUAAACGGAGGCAUGAACCCCGGCCUAGACUACGAAAUGUACUAUUGCCAAAAUCCUGUUAGACCAAGAGUCUUCCAAAUUCGUCUCAUUUUGGUCAACUCGUGUUUUGAAAGGAAGAUUCUCACUGGUUUCCCAGGAAUUCAACCACUCAAUAUUCGUGAGAAGAACCCAUUUCUUUACUAUUCUCAGGGAAAAUGGUGGACAAAGGAUUACAGCAACGAAGUAAAAUACUUUGUAAAUUUUGUGGUUUUCAAAGCGGUACCAUUGAAUGAACAAUGUACAUGGGAUGGAGUGGAAAGAGCGGAAUGGCUCGAGGUUGGAGAUCCGCUACCUCGUGAAGUAGUGCAUGGGCUAAUGCUGAAGAUGUGGAGUGCUUCGCGAAAGUGGAUGGCUUUGGAGGGUGGAGGACAUCGGAGUCCGGAUGGAUAUUCCGAUUUUGCUGAUCAUUCCCUACAAGCUGAACCAGCUCAGACACAUCGAUAUAUACAUGGACAAAGAGCUGAACACACAGCUAGAUCUGAUAGAUAUUGG